UACGAUAAAUUGAAAAUAAUUUUUUUUCGUCGCAGGUUUGUUGAUUUUCAAAUUGAUUGGAAAUAAUGAUGCUACAGCUCAGCAAGUGCCUCCUCUUUUACCGCCGCCGCCCGCUAAAGCCUCCCCGCCACCUGGUGUGAAGGAUCCCAGCUCUCACCCUCCUGUUCAUUUGAUGCAUUCAUUUUGCCGCAGCGUGUAAUUUCGGAAAACAUUUAAAACAUACCAAUCAUGUCCCACGAUCUCGAGAUUAAAAUUAUCAAAGCUGUUAAGCAGAACCCCUGCUUGUACAACAGCAUGGACAUUGGCUUUCGGAGUGCCCGCAAACGAGGCAGGGCUUGGAGUCAGGUGUCCGACGCCUGCGGACUGACAGUUCGCGAAUGCGAGCAUAGGUGGAAGAACAUGCGGGACCGUUUUGUGAAGCUUUGUCACCGGCAUGGUGCUGAGGAACUUGAGAACACAAAACACCCCACCCGAAGGAACUUCUACAAUGAAAUUAAAUUUCUCAAGCGGCACAUUAGGACGCGAGUGGAAAAAAUAAAGAAUGACAUCGACGAGGGCAAUUCGGACGAAGCAACAGAAUUUAAAGUGCGCCGGCAGCAAAUCGUAAAUAACGAUAAGGGACAUCUGAGCGAUACUGCAGAUAUUAUAAAUACCAUCCACAGUGACAGCGAGGACGAGGAGCCAUCUUCGCUUUUGAUCGGCGAGAACGCCGCUCCUUCCAACUCAAAUUGCGCUGCUGCCCAGACAAAAUUCAUCAAAGUGAUGAACCUGGUUGAGAAUGUUCUGGAGAAACUCAACGAAAAACAGAGUGAACCAGAGAAAAUGACAUCGAAUGAUACGGAUAUGCCUGCUAGUCCCUUCUAUUCGUAUCUGGAUAGCAUAUUGAACCAAGUGGACCUGCCAACCCGCAACGACAUACAAUUGAAGCUGCUCACUUUGGCGAACGAGCAAGUGCGAAAGGCGGGUGCCCACUCGAACGCAGAAACCAUACAAUAAGCCUAAACAAUAACUAAUCUAGUAGUAAGGAGUAGUAUAAAGAGGUGGUACCCCUUUUUUAAGUACCUUAAACGUA
Messenger RNA from Drosophila guanche, 1072 nucleotides. RefSeq lists its product as uncharacterized. Gene Ontology annotation, biological process: regulation of transcription by RNA polymerase II. The transcript has 3 exons. NCBI's taxonomy places the organism in Eukaryota, Metazoa, Arthropoda, Insecta, Diptera, Drosophilidae. The record is from RefSeq and is a predicted model, not a curated record. Gene Ontology annotation, cellular component: nucleus; transcription regulator complex. Bases 229 to 996 code for a protein of 255 amino acids.